Molecule: messenger RNA, 574 nt
Organism: Tachyglossus aculeatus (Australian echidna)
Lineage: Eukaryota; Metazoa; Chordata; Mammalia; Monotremata; Tachyglossidae
Gene: RIPPLY1
Product: ripply transcriptional repressor 1
Exons: 4
Coding region: 27-548 (173 amino acids)
Biological process (GO): negative regulation of transcription by RNA polymerase II; embryonic pattern specification
Cellular component (GO): nucleus
Source: RefSeq, a predicted model, not a curated record
GCAGACCUGCCUUUAUCGCUCAGACCAUGGAGGCUGCCUUUGCCUCAGCCCAGAUUCCCCUGGCUCUACCAUCUAGCUGGCACGCCUCCCUCCCCGUCCCCGAGGACCACCUCCAUGGGGCUCAGGGAGCAGAUGCCCCCGGAAGCUGUGCACCCCUCUGGAGACCCUGGAUGCUCACCACCCAGGACAUCUUGAGACAAGAGAGGAGACAGGUGGAUUGGGCUUCUGGAGGGGAGCCAGCGGAGGAGGGCAGCAAGGCAGUCACGACGUUCCACCAUCCUGUCAGACUCUUCUGGCCCAAAUCCCAGUCUUUUGACUACUUGUACAGUGAAGGGGAGAAGCUUCUAGAGAAUUUCCCUGUCCAGGCUACCAUUAACCUGUAUGAGGACUCAGCCAGUGAAGGCGAGGAGGAGGAGGAGGAGGAAGAAGAAGAGGAGGAGGAAAAACAACCUUCAGAAGAGGAGUGGGGAUCCCCCAAGGGACCAGGACCCGAGCAGCAAGAGAUUGCCCUGAAUCCAGCCGGGCGUCCCGUGACCUGCCCAAACUGAAGGUGCCACCCGGGCUGCUGGGUGGG